This is a messenger RNA of Rhinocladiella mackenziei CBS 650.93, 618 nucleotides long. RefSeq lists its product as uncharacterized. NCBI's taxonomy places the organism in Eukaryota, Fungi, Ascomycota, Eurotiomycetes, Chaetothyriales, Herpotrichiellaceae. The coding region runs from base 1 to 618 and encodes 205 amino acids. The transcript is spliced from 2 exons. The record is from RefSeq and is a predicted model, not a curated record. Gene Ontology annotation, molecular function: acyltransferase activity, transferring groups other than amino-acyl groups.
AUGCCACUUGUUCUCGAACCGGCCGUUGAGGCAGACGCCCCUCGCAUCGUCGAAGUGGAACGUCUCGCAUAUGCCACAAAUCCUUUAAGCCCCAUUUUAUUUCCUGGGCCGUUUCCACCAGAUGCCUUGGAGAAGCGUGCAGAAGGUAUGGUGACUCAGCUCAAGGAAGACCCGACAACCCGUUGGAUGAAGGUGGUCGAUCCCGAAACCUCUGAAAUGGUGGCAUUUGCAAAAUGGAACAUCAUGACAAGCCCCACAACACCCAAAGCAACCAGAACAUUUGGUCCGGGCUGCAAUGUCGGAGCCUGUGAAGAAUAUUUUGGUGGCAUCCACAAAAAGCGAAAUGAGUUGAUGGGAGGCAAAGCCUACUGCUUACUUGAUCUACUUCAAACAGACCCCAAGUACCAAGGCCGUGGUGCAGGAGGAAUGCUGAUCAAUUGGGGUCUCGAUGUCGCAGAUGAGCUUCAUCUGCCUGCUUACCUGGAAUCUUCACCCGUGGCCCAUAGGUUGUACCAAAAGUUUGGGUUUCAGGAUAUUGGCGAAUUGCAACUCGACCCAAAGUGGAAUUAUGGUAAAGCUAAUCCGAGUAUUUAUUUUAUGCUCAGGGAGGCAAAAUAG